GAGCCAGGCCGUCACGGCCCCCUGAGUGCCUGGGAUCCUCGAGCUAUAAGACGACGGCCGUCAAGUACUCCCUCUUUUGCUCACCACAUCCUCGCUCGCCAUGCCGCGCCACAUCUGCCUGCUCGCCGGCGCGCUCCUCCUCUCGGCGCCCCUCGUGGCCGCCGAGCCGGCGCUGGACCCCGAGGGCCUGCUCAUCUACAUGCCGACCAUCGGCGCGGCCGUGGGCAUCGGCGGCGCCUACCUGCUGCUCGCCGCCGUGCACUUCUUCCACAUCUUCCGCAGCGGCGCCAAGUGGGGGCUCUGCCUGCCCAUCGGCGGCCUCUUUGCCGCGCUCGGCUGGCUGCUGCGCCUGCCCGUGCGCACCAACCAGCGCUCCACGCCGCUGUAUGCCGUGCAGCAGCUCUUCAUUGUGCUCUCGCCCGCGGCCUUUCUGGCGUUCAACUAUAUCCUCUACGGCCGCCUCAUCGUCGCCAUCGACAAGUCGAUCGACAUGGGCGGCAAGAAGCGGCAGCGCUCUGAAUUUUCACCCAUUCCGCCGCGCAUCGUCGGGCGCCUCUUCGUCUGGAGCGAUGUCAUUACCUUUCUCGUGCAGUGUGCCGGCGGCGGCAUGCAGGCCACCGACAUGCACGAGACGGGCACCAAGAUCUUCCUCGUCGGCGUGAUCCUCCAAGGCGUGUCGUACCUGAUCUUCACGGUGCUCUCCCUCACGGCGCACUUCCGCCUGCGCCGGCUGGACCGCGUCUUUGCCUUUCGCAACCUCUUCGCCUCGCACCCGACGCUGCGUCUGCUGCUGGCCAUCUACAUUGCCUCGGUGCUGAUCCUCGUGCGCUCCGUGUUCCGCAUCGUCGAGGCGUCCGAGGGCUACGGCGGACCCCUCAUGGCCAACGAGCACUGGCUCAUCUUCCUCGAUGCGCUGCCGCUGCUGCUCGCCGUGGCCAUCUGGGCCGUGCUGUGGCCCUCGGCGCUGCUCGAGGAGUCGUCGACGCUGGCGGCGCAGCGGCACGAGAUGCGUGGCCUCGCUGGCGGCGAUUGCGAGCAGGUCGCUUCCUCAGAACGUGCGUCGAUCGCGAAGCCGUUCUGACCGUGCGCAGCCGUCGAGUCUGGGGCCCCAACAUGGUGCGGCGCUCCCGCAUCGUCCGGGGCUCCUCACUGCGGAGUCACCGGCCCCCUUUACCCGUAGAGCAGACAAGUCCGCGUUCCCCGCGUUUUGGGCGCCCCGGUCGCCUCUCUGUACAUGCAUGUGUCUCAGGAGGGCAAGCAUCUUGAUGUCACGACGUGUGCGUUUCU
Tilletiopsis washingtonensis is the source of this 1287-nucleotide messenger RNA. RefSeq lists its product as hypothetical. The coding region runs from base 101 to 1081 and encodes 326 amino acids. NCBI's taxonomy places the organism in Eukaryota, Fungi, Basidiomycota, Exobasidiomycetes, Entylomatales. Gene Ontology annotation, cellular component: fungal-type vacuole; plasma membrane. The record is from RefSeq and is a predicted model, not a curated record. The transcript has 5 exons.